This is a messenger RNA of Petromyzon marinus (sea lamprey), 4009 nucleotides long. RefSeq names its product nuclear receptor subfamily 2 group F member 1-B-like. The record is from RefSeq and is a predicted model, not a curated record. NCBI's taxonomy places the organism in Eukaryota, Metazoa, Chordata, Hyperoartia, Petromyzontiformes, Petromyzontidae. Gene Ontology annotation, biological process: regulation of DNA-templated transcription. Gene Ontology annotation, molecular function: zinc ion binding; DNA-binding transcription factor activity; sequence-specific DNA binding.
UCUCUCUCUCUCUCCCCACGUGGUGAUCGCUUGGCUUUUUCUCCAGGUUUCUCCGGUCUCGCCCUCAUAAACCGCCUCCACAUUAAAAAUCGACUUGCGUUUAUAUAUCUUUUUGGGCUGCUUACUACAAAUUCCCACGCGUGGCAAUGACAUCGGCCGCUUCGAUGAGCUACCAUCGGCUGUGGCCAGCCAGGGUCACCACUAAUAGCUUAUAGCUCAGGGGGCUUCUAAAUACGCAGGUACACAAUGAGGUACGGGGGAGACACGGACAGACACGAGGGGCAAGGAGACAUAAUAGAGAGACACCGACCAACAAGGGUGGACACAUGGAGGCAUACGGACACACGGGAGACGAUAUGGGGAGGCACCUCCAAUUAGCACGGUUGGCUACGUACGGUGCGAAAGAAAUUCAACAUACAUACCAGGCAUCUCCUCGCCGCGCUAUGGCAAUGGUUGUCGGGCCGUGGCGAGACCCGCAGGACGAGAUGGCGGGGCCGCCGAGCCAGACCGGGCAGCCGCCCCUCGCUCCGGCGGCCGGGCCGCACACCCCGCAGACGCCCGGACACGCAGGGCCGCCCCCGACGACUCCCGGACAAGGCAGCACGCAGGGGGACAAGCAGCAGUCCAAUGUGGAGUGCGUGGUCUGCGGCGACAAAUCUAGCGGCAAGCACUACGGACAGUUCACGUGCGAAGGAUGUAAAAGUUUUUUCAAACGGAGUGUCCGCCGGAACCUGACCUACACGUGCCGCGCCAACAGGAACUGCCCCAUCGACCAGCACCACCGCAACCAGUGUCAGUACUGCCGCCUCAAGAAGUGCCUCAAGGUCGGCAUGCGGCGUGAAGCUCUUGUCCCCUUUCCAGCCGUGCAGCGGGGUCGACUGGCGCCCACUCAGCACCCCAACCCGGCGCUGCAGUACGCCCUGGUGAACGGCGACCCUCUGAACGGCCACUCGUACCUCUCGGGCUACAUCUCGCUGCUGCUGCGCGCCGAGCCUUACCCCACGUCACGCUACGGCAGCCAGUGCAUGCAGCCCAACAACAUCAUGGGCAUUGAGAACAUCUGCGAGCUGGCGGCGCGUCUCCUCUUCAGCGCCGUGGAGUGGGCGAGGAACAUCCCGUUCUUCCCCGACCUGCAGAUCACGGACCAGGUGGCGCUGCUACGGCUCGUGUGGAGCGAGCUGUUCGUGCUGAACGCGGCACAGUGCGCCAUGCCGCUCCACGUGGCGCCCCUGCUCGCCGCCGCGGGCCUCCACGCGUCGCCCAUGUCCGCCGAUCGCGUGGUGGCCUUCAUGGACCACAUCCGCAUCUUCCAGGAGCAGGUGGAGAAGCUCAAGGCGCUGCACGUUGACUCGGCCGAGUACAGCUGCCUCAAGGCCAUCGUGCUCUUCUCCACCGACGCGUGUGGCCUCUCGGACGCGGCGCACAUCGAGAAUCUGCAAGAGAAGUCUCAGUGCGCCCUGGAAGAGUACGUGCGGAGUCAGUACCCGAACCAGCCGACGCGCUUCGGAAAGCUGCUGCUUCGUCUGCCCUCGCUGCGCACGGUGUCCUCGUCUGUCAUUGAGCAGCUGUUCUUCGUGCGCCUGGUAGGUAAAACUCCCAUAGAGACGCUCAUCCGUGACAUGCUGCUGUCUGGUAGCAGCUUCAACUGGCCUUACAUGCCGAUACAAUAGAGGCGGGCUAUGGGUGGAGGUGGAAGGUGGUGGAGGAAGGAGCGGGAGGAGGAGGUGGAGGAAGGAAGGCCGCAUUGUGUUUGGCCAGCCAGCCCCUCCAGCCCGCACCGCACAGCACGAUGAUGAUGAUGGCGGCAUGUGGAAGACGGCCUCGUGUUGUAAAUAGAAGAGAAGCGGACUCGAUUAAUGUCCAUUAUUAUAUAUAUAAAAUGAGUGAGAGAGGGAGAGAUAAAGCGCGCGCGCGUGCGUGUGCACGCGAGAGAGAAACACACACACACACAGAAACAUGUGUCGGCGAUGCUGGUUGUUAGAAGAUUUCGUGUAGUGUAGGACAUGAUGCUCUUAGUCGAUGUUUUGUAAAAAAAAAAUGAAACGGACACGAGAAUAAUACGGACUUGUUUAAUUCAUUUCCCUGCCCCUUAUUCUUCAAUGGCGUCCUGUAAAAGAUGAGCGAACGACAGACACGAGAUGUGAUUGAUGGAUUACCGUAAAACAUUUUUUCCAUUUGGGGGUUUGUGUUUCCCAGAUUCUUGUAAAAUCGUUCACGUGUCUCUACGUAAUUCAUAGCUGUUUUGUAUUUCCUGGUUGCAAACCAGAUUCGUUGUGAUGGUUACUAAUAAUUUUGAUAUAGCCAUUUUUCAUAUUCAGUAUAUAUAAAAAAACAAAAAAGAGGUCUGUGCGUGUGUUAUAUCCUUGUGAGCCGUGGUUUUUUUAAAGAAACACACAAAAAAAACACUUACGAAAAAAAACCUCGAGAAUAUGACACGAGCGACAACGGGGACUCGACGGUAUUGACAACGGCGACGCGGGAGUCGAAAUCGUCCGUCCGUGCGGUUGGAGCUGUGCGGCUUUUGGAGAGAUGCGGCCCAGCGCGUGCGCGCGUGCGUGAUGCGUACACGCACCGCGUAAAUGCUGGGAAGGGGGGGGGGGGCUGGGAUGGGGAGGGUCGGGCUAAACUGCACCCUGAUGAACUCGAGCAAAACUAAGAGAAAAGUAAAACACGAUGGAAUAAUUCUGAUUUUUAUUAUUAAUUAUUAGUCGGGCGAGUGUACACACAAUUCAUUACUUGGGGGGGGGGGGGGCGGGGGGGGCGGGGGGGACUUCCACGUGUUACCUCCCGGAUUACGAUGAUGACGAUGAUGACGACGAUGAUUAUGAUGAUGACAAUGAUGAUGAUUAUGAUGAUGAAUAUGUCGCUAAUAUUGAAAGAGGAGGGAUAUUAAACAAAAAAAACACCUCGACUACUUCUUUCUCGCCUCCGUUAAAAAAAGAUUCGGGGGGGGGGGUCUUUUUGUGUUUCUGAAGACUUUUUCCGUGUGUUGGUAGCAAGAGGCCUGUAUUAUUUUGUCCAAGAUGUUCGAUGCACUUAUGUUAUUAUUAAAGUUUUUCCUCUUCCAUACAAAACAACGAUUGCCUCGCAGGGUUUCUGUAAGGGUGACGGAUUCGCGUAACAACAACAGCGAACAAACACAACGAUACGGUUUAUUUUAUAUAAAUUAUGACCAUGAUAAUCGCCAUUAUUAUUAUUUUCUUAUAUAAAUAUCAUCGCACGCGUUGGUGGUGGUGUUUUUUUUCUUCUUCUUCCCAUUGUGACGCGAUUUUAGACGUCCACCCGUCGAGUGUCGCCACGUGAAUUUUUAGCCCCCCCCCCUCCUCCCCCUGCUGACCCUACCCUCUUUGCCCCCCCCCCCCGCCUCCACUUUUACCGAAAUUUCCGUCGAACACGAAAGCCGGGGGCGAGGUGGGGGGGGGAGAGCUUUAUAGCUCAUCGGAUUGCUCCAGUAUAAAUAAAUAUUCUGAUUCUGAGAAUUCGUCCUUGGAUUCGCGACUCACGGUGGGGGGGGGGGGGGACGCGCGGGCGGUCGGGCAGAGGGGGGGGCAGUAGCGCCCCCUAAAAUCAACAGCGAUGCAGUGCAUCGAUAUCCCUCGUGGUGUGCAAUCGGACGCAUUGUGUCCGCGUUUACGGACAUGCCUUUUUUUCUAAUUAUAAUUUAAUGUUCUUUUUGUUUGCUAUUUCCCUAUCCUCUCCUUUUUAUUUUUUGGCUUGGGGAAUUGACAAUUAUUUCUGUCGCAUCCUUUGUGUGUGUGUGUUUCGUCUUAAGAUAGCAGCAGCAUCAGGAUGUUCUCCACGUGCAUGUGCGUUGUACCUCUCUUGAACGGAUUGAGUCUUGUCGCGCGUUGUGUCCCCUCCCCCUUCGCCCCUCCACCCCCGCCCCCCGUACCGUAUAUCGAACAAUACCUCACCCUGCCACAUCCCUCUUUGUCUCCCUCCUUGUUGCUGCAUCACUAAUUUGCUGAAUUACAAAAAAAAUGCAAUAAAAGCAAAAUUGUUAAACAUA